This is a messenger RNA of Drosophila pseudoobscura, 1401 nucleotides long. It is a transcript of the gene CtsB, whose product is annotated as Cathepsin B. Gene Ontology annotation, molecular function: cysteine-type endopeptidase activity. The transcript is spliced from 4 exons. Lineage: Eukaryota; Metazoa; Arthropoda; Insecta; Diptera; Drosophilidae. The coding region runs from base 209 to 1225 and encodes 338 amino acids. Gene Ontology annotation, biological process: regulation of catalytic activity. Gene Ontology annotation, cellular component: lysosome. The record is from RefSeq and is a predicted model, not a curated record.
UGAACAAAACAGAACAUAAAGACUCGGUUUUCAACUGAUUUUCACACAGUUUUCAAGAAACCCCGCAGGCUGCCGAUUCGACCGGCUCUGCCAGUAUUAUCAGUGUCAAUCACCUAAUCCGCGUCGUCAUUUUCCAAUUUUUUCGUUCUCUUUUGUGUGUGAAAUUUUGCUUUGUCAGCGUAAUUUUCGCUGGGAAUAAAGCAGAAAAAUGAAUCUUCUGCUUUUGGCCAUGACCAUGGCGGUGGCUGUCUCCGCCACGGAGGGGCCUUCCAUGCUAUCCGAUGAAUUCAUCGAGCUGGUGCGCAGCAAGGCAUCAACCUGGCAGGUUGGCCGUAAUUUUAAAGAAUCCGUGUCGGAGGAGUACAUCCGAGGCCUGAUGGGCGUUCAUCCCGAUGCCCACAAGUUUGCUUUGCCCGAGAAGCGUAUUGUUCUGGGCGAUCUCUAUGCGGACGAUGGCAUUGAUAUUCCUGAGGAGUUUGAUGCCCGAAAGGCCUGGCCAAAUUGCCCCACUAUUGGGGAGAUUCGUGACCAGGGCUCGUGUGGCUCCUGCUGGGCCUUUGGCGCCGUUGAAGCCAUGUCGGAUCGCGUGUGCAUUCAUUCCGAAGGAAAAGUGAACUUUCACUUGUCGGCCGAUGAUUUGGUGUCCUGCUGCCACAUCUGCGGCUUUGGUUGCAAUGGCGGCUUCCCUGGCGCCGCUUGGAGCUACUGGACGCGCAAGGGUAUCGUCAGUGGCGGACCCUAUGGCUCCACUCAGGGCUGCCGGCCGUACGAGAUAGCACCGUGUGAACAUCACGUGAACGGCACUCGUCCGCCCUGCUCUCAUGGCAGUACGCCAAGCUGCCAGCACAAGUGCCAGGCCAGCUACAGCGUGGAGUAUGCCAAGGACAAGAACUUCGGCUCCAAGUCGUAUUCGGUGCGCAGAAAUGUGGCCGAAAUUCAGCAGGAGAUCAUGACCAAUGGCCCCGUCGAGGGAGCCUUUACCGUCUACGAAGAUCUGAUUCUGUACAAGAGCGGCGUGUAUCAGCAUGAGCAUGGCAAGGAGCUGGGCGGCCAUGCCAUACGCAUCCUUGGCUGGGGCGUUUGGGGUGAGUCCAAGGUGCCAUACUGGCUGAUUGGCAACUCCUGGAACACCGACUGGGGCGACAACGGUUUCUUCCGUAUUCUCCGCGGCCAGGAUCAUUGCGGCAUCGAGAGCUCCAUAUCGGCUGGUCUGCCCAAACUAUAGGCAAAUGCUUAAUCAAUUUCCAGUUUUCCGUUCUAUAUCUGUUUUAUACCCCAAUACCACCAAUAACGAUUCAAUUCAAAGCGAAAAUCCGUGCGUAUCUCCUCGAAAGGCUGCGCAAUGACAAUUGUAGUUCAAUAAUAAUAAUAAACUACAAAAACCUGAUUGAUAAUAAAGUA